CAAUGUGGCAACCGGCACUGCAGAGCCAGAGGUGCUAGGAGCAGCUGGCAGGAGAGGCAGCUGGAAGGAGGAUUUUGGCGGCCGAGGAGAGAGAAGCUGGCAGCCCCACGGGGCACCACUUUGGGCGGGGGCUGGCCAGGGUGCGGUUACCUUUCUGCGAGCAGGAUGGUGAACCUGGACAUGAUGCACACAGAUAUCAAGAUGAGUGGCGAUGUGGCAGACUCCGCAGAAGCACGCAACGAUGGCAGUCACGCAGAGCCUGGAAAUGAACGAAACGGCCUGGAUUUCAACAGACAGAUCAAGACGGAAGACCUCAGUGACUCCUUGCAAAGCACCAUCCCUUCCCGACCGCCCCACCUAGUACAAGGGCCCUCGAUGAUGCCUGGAGGCCAAAUCGCUGGGGAUAUGAGUUCUCUUCACACUUUGCAGCAACUGGUGCAGGUCCCAGGCCACAUGCAAUCCGUCCCCCUCUUCCUGCUUUCUCAGGCUCCGACAGGACAACAAGGUCUGCAGUCAAAUCUCCUCUCGUUCCCUCAGCAGCAGAGCGGACUCCUCCUCCCACAACACGGACACAGUUUAGCGUCUCAGGCGGUCGGACGUCCCGGGCACCCUGGCUCGUCACUAGAGCCCCACCUGGAGGUACCUCAGCAUUUACAAGUUGCCAAACACUUGCCCUCCUCCACAGCAACAGACGAAGCCAACGACCUAGAAGAGCUAGAGAAGUUCGCCAAGACCUUCAAACAAAGGCGGAUCAAGCUGGGGUUCACGCAGGGGGACGUGGGCCUGGCCAUGGGGAAGCUCUACGGCAACGACUUCAGCCAGACCACCAUUUCUCGCUUCGAGGCCCUCAACCUGAGCUUCAAGAACAUGUGCAAGUUAAAACCGCUGCUGGAGAAAUGGCUGAGCGACGCAGAAUCUUCCCCUUUAGACUCUUCUGUGAACACCCCCACUUCUUAUGCAUCUGUGAGCGAAAUGUUUGGGCGCAAGAGAAAGAAACGCACCAGCAUCGAGACCAACAUUCGCUCCACGCUGGAGAAACGCUUCCAAGACAACCCCAAGCCCAGUUCGGAGGAGAUCUCUAUGAUUGCCGAACAGUUGUCCAUGGAAAAGGAAGUGGUGCGGGUUUGGUUCUGCAACCGGCGCCAGAAAGAGAAGCGCAUCAGCUGCCCGAUGCCCUCCCCCAUCAAAUCGCCCCUCUACAACUCCAGACUGAUUUCUACCUCAGGAUCUUUGGGUCCCCUCCCUGUCACGCCUGUUCACAGCUCCAUGCACGGGGCAGUGACGUCUUCCUGCUCUCCUGGCAACUCCAGCCGGCCUUCAUCUCCCGGCACGGGACUGCACGCCAGCAGCCCAGGGAUGUCCCAGACUAACUCCAAAGCAGCCAUCAAUUCGACCAGUUUCAACUCUUCCGGGUCAUGGUACCGAUGGAACCAGCCCACCUACCUCCACUGAAGCCGCGCAGCCUAAAGGUCAACCAAAUCCACCUUUCUCUCCUCAGUAGAAAAAAAAAAAAGAAGUCUCGACUUCUUGCUAUGGACUUGCCCCUCUCUGGGAUUGGUGGCUUCGACUAGGUUUGGUGCAGCAGGACGGGUGCCUUCAGAGAGAGCUUCGGGUCUCUCCCGAGACCUUGACCUCACAGGACGGGAGCAGGCCUGCAAACACCGCAGAAAGAGACUCUAGCUGUGAUAGAACCCUGAGUGGUUGAGGGUUGUGAGUUUGUGCGUGUGAGUGUGUGCGCAGUGUCGGUGCUACACCCGUCGCCCUCAAACCCCCACCUCCUGAGGGCUACUACGCCUUUUCUCUCAGCAACAGGCACCUGGAUGGGGCAAGGCUGCUGUUGUCUCUCAUGAACUCAUAAAAUGCUUCUUGCCAGAG
Messenger RNA from Heteronotia binoei (common prickly gecko), 1875 nucleotides. RefSeq names its product POU class 2 homeobox 3 (gene POU2F3). Gene Ontology annotation, molecular function: RNA polymerase II cis-regulatory region sequence-specific DNA binding; DNA-binding transcription factor activity, RNA polymerase II-specific. Gene Ontology annotation, biological process: regulation of transcription by RNA polymerase II. The coding region runs from base 166 to 1452 and encodes 428 amino acids. The transcript is spliced from 13 exons. Gene Ontology annotation, cellular component: nucleus. The record is from RefSeq and is a predicted model, not a curated record. Lineage: Eukaryota; Metazoa; Chordata; Lepidosauria; Squamata; Gekkonidae.